Messenger RNA from Aspergillus mulundensis, 2751 nucleotides. RefSeq names its product putative MFS allantoate transporter. The record is from RefSeq and is a predicted model, not a curated record. Gene Ontology annotation, cellular component: membrane. NCBI's taxonomy places the organism in Eukaryota, Fungi, Ascomycota, Eurotiomycetes, Eurotiales, Aspergillaceae. Gene Ontology annotation, molecular function: transmembrane transporter activity; hydrolase activity, hydrolyzing O-glycosyl compounds. Gene Ontology annotation, biological process: transmembrane transport. Bases 1 to 2751 code for a protein of 916 amino acids. The transcript has 11 exons.
AUGGGCAUAACAUCGCGUCUCCAGUCGCGCGGCGGCUCCGACAUCACCAAGGAUAACAACAACACACCUACUGCAAACCACGAGGAAGACGCACCGAUCAAACCGGCCUUUACAAGCGGAAGAGAGGGCGAUGUUGCUCAGGCGCUGUUCAAUAGCCCCGAUGAACUCCAUGAGGAGGUUGACCCUUCCGAAGCGCGGAGGGUGCUUUGGAAGAUUGAUUUGAUGAUCCUGCCGUAUUUGGCUGUUUGCUAUGCAUUCUUCUAUAUUGAUAAGACUACACUGAGCUACGCGGCCAUCUUCGGAAUCAACGAGGACUUGAAUCUUCAUGGAACGCAGUACAGCUGGCUGAGUAGUAUCUUCUACUUUGGUUUUCUGGCUUGGGCACUGCCUACCAACCUCAUGCUGCAACGCUUCCCAAUUGGAAAAUAUCUUGGCAUCAACAUCUUCAUGUGGGGCGUCUUCCUCAUGAUCCAAGCAGCAUGCCACAACUUCGCGACCCUCGCGGUCCUCCGUGCCCUGGGCGGUGCCGCCGAAGCCUGCGCUGACCCAGCCUUCAUGCUAAUAACGAGCAUGUGGUACACACGUCGCGAGCAACCCGUUCGCAUGGGUCUGUGGUACACAGCAAAUGGCCUGGGUAUUGCCCUCGGUGGUUUGCUGGGAUAUGGAAUCGGGAAUAUCAAGGGUGCGCUUCCGUCGUGGAAGUACGAGUUCAUCGUCAUUGGAGCGCUCUGCUCAGCGUGGGGCAUCGUUAUGUUCAUCUUCCUCCCUGACUCGCCUGUGAACGCGCCGGGUCUCACACCGCGUGAGCGCCGGAUUGCCGUUGAGCGGUUGAGAGAGAACCAGACUGGUAUCGAGAACAAGCAUCUCAAGCCUAGGCAGGUGCUCGAGGCGUUCACGGAUUAUAAGAUGUAUUUCUUUUUUGUGCUGGGUUGUGUUUGCAAUAUUCCCAACGGCGGCAUCUCAAAUUUCGGCACAAUCAUCAUCCAAGGCUUUGGAUUCUCAACACUUGUUACGACCCUAAUGCAGAUCCCAUACGGCGUCCUAAUCGCCAUCUCAAUCCUAACUUGCGUGUAUCUAAACGAUCGUUUCGAGAACCGCCGAUGUAUCUUCGUCCUGCUCUUCCUAAUCCCCAACCUCGCCGGGGCAUUCGGACUGCGGUUCGUCCCUGCUGACCAGAAAGUUGGCCGAUUGAUCUGCUACUAUCUUACCGGGCCGUAUAAUGCUGCUUUCGUCUUGAUUCUUAGCAUGCAGAUUGCUAAUACGGCUGGACACACAAAGAAAGUCGUCACAAACGCUGUCCUGUUUCUAGGUUACUGCACUGGAAACAUCGCCGGCCCAUUCUUCUACAAAGAGAGUCAAAAACCCACCUACCCCCUCGGUAUUUGGUCAAUGAUCGUGUCGCACCUAAUCGAAGCCGUGCUGAUCAGUGCCUUGGGCCUGCUAUUGCGCCGGGAGAAUAAGAAGCGCGAUCGGAUCCAGAGCCAGAUGGAGGGAGGCCUUGAGGGGAGGGAUCUGGGCGCCACGGCGUUUUUGGACUUGACGGAUAGGGAGAAUUUGAAUGUAACAGCAUCCUACACCAAGGCAGUUGCAAUGGCACGAGUGAUUUUCACCUCUAUCCUCCUGCAAGCUUUCUUCGACUUCGCUGCCGGUCAGUAUCUUGACUGGAGCACGUACAAAGCAAACGGCGUCAACCUGGGCGGAUGGCUCGUCCAAGAAUCCACCAUCGACACGACAUGGUGGGCACAGUAUUCCAAAGGCGCACCGGAUGAAUGGGGACUCUGCGCCAAUCAAGGUUCCUUAUGCGGUCCCGUCCUCGAACGCCGCUAUGCGACUUGGAUCACUCCCGCCGUGAUUGACCAGUUGUAUGAAGCCGGGGUAAACACGCUCCGCAUCCCGACGACCUACGCUGCGUGGAUCGAGGUACCGGGUUCGCAGCUGUAUUCCGGUGACCAAAUCUCGUUCUUAAGGAACAUUGCCACGUAUGCCAUCACAAGGUAUGGCAUGCAUGUCAUUAUCGAUGUCCACUCGCUCCCUGGCGGGGUGAAUGGGAUGCCGUUUGGCGAGGCCGAGGGGCAUUUCGGCUGGUUCAAUAACCAGACGGCUUUUGGCUACUCGCUCGAUGUUGUCGACGCGGUGAUCAGUUACGUCCAGGGUUCUGGGCACCCCGAAUCGUAUACAAUCGCACCAAUCAAUGAGCCGGUCGAUAAUCCGGACUUGUCGUUCUUUGGCACCCCGCUCGCGUUGACUGACGAUGGAGCUGCGUGGGUUUUACAAUACAUCCUUGCUGUGAUAUCUAGGGUGUCCGCGGUCAAUCCCAGUAUCCCGGUCAUGUUUCAGGGCAGCUUCCGAGGGGAGGCUUAUUGGUCUCCGCAGCUUCCAAGCGACGCAAAUGUUGUGUUUGACGUGCACCAUUAUUAUUUUGCCGGUCGGGGAACGACCAGUCAGAGCAUCACAAGCUACAUCUGCUCCGACGCUGAAAAGUCACCAGGCGAUGGCAGAUUUCCUGUAUUUAUCGGCGAGUGGUCGGUACAGGCCGAGUUGGACAACACAUUGGCUGGACGGGAGCGUGCAUUGAACACUGGGCUGUAUGCGUUUGCGGCUCACACUCGGGGCAGCUCUUACUGGACAGCCAAGUUCUUCGGGAACGCCACAGUUGACGGCGAGGGUACGCAGGCGGACUAUUGGAAUUAUCUGGCGUUCGCGGAGCAGGGCAUGAUCAAUCCUAGCGAAGGAGAGGACGGAUGUUCUUAG